UAUCGGUCCCGUUCUGGAUCCUGGACGGACCGCGGGGCAGCGGAAAAGAAAGAAGCGGCAGCAGUUGAAGCAGAAGCAGAGGAGAACUGAUCAGCAGCAGGAGGAUUCAGACUCUGGGGUUGAUGAUGAACGUGUGUGUGCUGGUUCUGGGUCUGGCCCUGGUUCUGACCGUCUGUGUGGCCCGGUCUCCGUAUCAGGCAGUCCUGCAGCACAGCCGGAUCCGAGGCCGCCAGCAAGGACCAAAUGUUUGUGCCAUGCAGCAGCUGAAAGGCACUGAUAAGAAAUAUUUCACCAACUGCAAACAGUGGUACCACCGCAAGAUCUGCGGCAAACCCACGGUGAUCACCUAUGAGUGUUGUCCUGGUUAUGAGAAGAUUCCUGGAGAGAAGGGCUGUCCUGCUGCAUUGCCUCUAGUGAACAUCUACAACACUCUGGGCGUGGUCGGAGCCUCCACCACCCAGAUGUACUCUGAACGAGCUAAACUGAGGGAGGAGAUUGAAGGUCCAGGAAGUUUCACCUUCUUCGCCCCGAGCAACGAGGCCUGGGCCGCCCUGCCAACAGAGAUCCUGGAUGCUCUGGUGAGCAAUGUGAACAUUGAGCUGCUGAACGCUCUUCACUACCACAUGGUGAACCGCCGACUGACCUCCGAAGAGCUCAGACACGGAUCCUCCUUUGCCUCCAUGUACCAGGACUUCCAUGUGCACAUCCACCACUAUAGCAACGGGAUUGUGACGGUAAACUGUGCUCGUCUGAUCAAACCCGACCAACACGCCACCAACGGCAUCGUCCACGUGGUUGAUCGAGUCAUCACCGCCAUCUCCAACAACGUGAACACGAUCCUCGACAUCGACGACGACCUGGAGACACUGCGUACGGCGAUGACCGCUGCAGGUCUGACCAGCAUGUUGGAGGAGGAGGGUCAGUAUACCAUCUUCGCCCCAACCAACGAGGCCUUUGAGAAGAUUCCUCAGGAGACCCUGAACAGGAUCCUGGGAGACCCUGUGGCACUGAGAGACCUGCUGAACUACCACAUACUGAAGAACAUGCAGUGUGCUGAGUCAAUCGUGUCGGGGACUCCUAUGGAGACCCUGCAGGGCACCGUGCUGGAGGUCGGCUGUGAUGGCAAUGAGAUGACUGUGAACGGGAAGGCCAUCAUCACCAAGAAGGACCAGCUGGGAACCAACGGAGUUGUGCACUACAUCAACGAGCUGCUCAUCCCAGACUCAGCCAAAGUUCUGCUGGAGCUGGCUGAAAGCUCAUCUGUGGACACGGCAGCAAAGCUGUUUGUGGAAGCUGGUCUGACCCCCCACCUGACAGGCUCCGAGGCUCUGACAAUGCUGGCUCCUCUGGACGACGCCUUUAAAGGAAGUCUGACCAUGACACCAGACAUGAGGAAGCUGAUGACCAAUCACAUCAUGAAGGAGCAGCUUUCCUCCAAGUCUCUGUAUCAUGGUCAGGAGCUGGAGACACUGGGAGGACUCAAACUCAGAGUGUUCGUCUACAGAAAUAACCUGUGCAUCGAGAACGCCUGCAUCGCUGCCCACGAUAAGACAGGACGCUACGCCACCAUGUUCACUGUGGACAAAGUCCUCACUCCACCAAUGGGAACCAUCAUGGACAUCCUGAAGGCGGACGACCGCUUCAGUCUCCUGGUUGGUGCCAUCCAGACAGCAGGGAUGACGGAACUGUUGAACCAACAGGGGGCGCUGACCUUCUUUGCUCCCACCAACGAUGCCUUCAAUGCCAUUUCACCGUCCGAACUCAAUAGACUGAUGCGUAACCCUCAGGAGCUGUCAGGUGUGCUCAGGUAUCACCUGGGCGAGGGGCUGUUGGUCAGCGGAGGAGUCAGCUCUCACACCAGAGUCAAACCUCUGCUGGGAGAGAAGCUGGAGCUCAGUGUGCGUAACUCCACCUUGUACGUCAACAAGAUACCGGUGGCCGACGCCGACCUGAUGGCAACUAAUGGAGUCGUCCAUGCCAUCAACACCGUCAUCAAACCUCUGUCUCCGAAGGUGGACAGAGAACAGGCCGACGGACCUGCAGUGCCGCUCAGAUCAGCUGCUGCCUCCAGGGCAGACUCCAAGAGCUUCAGGAACGAUGAUCUCUUCCAGAAGGUGGUCACGAGUCGCUCCAGCAGGACGAUGAACAAGAGUCAGUAGAGGUGCAGUCCAGACCAGACCAGAACAGACAAGAUGAAACCGGAAAAGUUCCCCUGAGAUUCUCCAUCACUGCCGCUUGUUCUGUUUCUAUACUCAUCUAUAAAAACCUGAGCACACUUCAGCUCUCAGUCGAGCACGAUCCAACAAAGAAAGCCAAAAUCUUCUCUGCGGGUUGUUGAAAGCAUUCUGGGAAAUGUAGGAAAUCACUAAGUGAAGGAGACAAGGCUGAUCAGAAGUGUUCGUCAGACAGUGUGAGAGGAGCUGAGGGGGAUUUUUCUUCUUAUUCAGUUUGUGGAGAGAAGAAAAUGAAAUAUUGUGUGUUCAUGUUUUUUUUCUGUGUACUGUAAAAAAAGCAACAACAACAACUAGUUUUGACCAAAAGUCACUUUUUUAAAGUUUGAAUGUUCACAUGUGUGAAACUUUUGUAAAGUUUAUGUUGUGUACUCUCUGUGUUGUUGUUGUCCUGUAGCAUGUGGGCAGGCCUGAGCUCAAACAAACAAACAAACAGACAGACAAACAAGGUGACCUGAUGGACUCUGGAGGUUUUUUUUAGGAUUUUUUUCUUUGUGCUUUUGUAAAAUAAAGCUGAAAAACGA
Acanthopagrus latus (yellowfin seabream) is the source of this 2755-nucleotide messenger RNA. RefSeq names its product transforming growth factor, beta-induced (gene tgfbi). Gene Ontology annotation, biological process: extracellular matrix organization; cell adhesion. Gene Ontology annotation, molecular function: cell adhesion molecule binding. Lineage: Eukaryota; Metazoa; Chordata; Actinopteri; Spariformes; Sparidae. The coding region runs from base 123 to 2159 and encodes 678 amino acids. The transcript is spliced from 17 exons. The record is from RefSeq and is a predicted model, not a curated record. Gene Ontology annotation, cellular component: extracellular matrix.